Molecule: messenger RNA, 2506 nt
Organism: Tricharina praecox
Lineage: Eukaryota; Fungi; Ascomycota; Pezizomycetes; Pezizales; Pyronemataceae
Exons: 2
Coding region: 117-2066 (649 amino acids)
Source: RefSeq, a predicted model, not a curated record
UCCACGCCCGUUUCCGCGCCCGUUUCCGCGCCCGUUUCCGCACACCGGAUAGUUACCUAUAGACUAUAGUACCUAGCGAGCACUACGUCCCGUCCCGGCACGCCCACGCCAUCCGCAUGCCGCCCAGCACCAGCGCCUCGGGCGCCUUCACGCCUCCCGCAUCCGACACCGACUCCGGCGGCGUAUCAGCCGCCUCAUCAACACUGCCGCUUACACACCCACACCAGCCACCGACGACCGCGGCCGCGCCCUCGCCCGCGUGGUACACCCGCUACUUCCUUGCGACGAUAUCGUGGCUGCGCGGGCCGACGCCGGCGGUAGACAUCGCGUUCCGGCCGCUGUUUCCACGGGUGCAGGCGUGGCCGGCGCGGACGUUCCAGCGGACGCUGAAGAGGAGAAGGGCCCAGCUCGCGGCGCUCACGGCGUUCCUGCUGGUGUGGACGCUCCUGUUUGGUGUGGUCGUGCAUUACUCCCGCUUUGCGGAUACGGUCGAGGGCGUGGUGCCCAUGCAUCUCGGGUGUGGGGCUUCGUUGUGGGCUAAGAACAACCUCUGCGGCCUCGACGGCGAGGCUUGUCUGCCGUUUUCAAAUAGUUCUUUCGCGUUCCGCUGUCCGUCGGAUUGUGUGUCCGGUGGGCAGGUGCUGAAUCCGCGGGCGGUCGGGGACCAGGUGGUGGCGUACCGCACGUUCGUGGUCGGCGGCGGGAACGACGACGGCACCUACGGAACUUACCGCGCCGACAGCUUCAUCUGUCCAUCCGCGGUGCACGCGGGCGUGUUCCCGUCGCACUACGGCGGCUGCGGAGUACUGGUGCGGACGGGUGAGGCGUCCUCAUUCCCGUCGACGAAGCGGAACGGGAUAGAGAGCAUCGGCUUCGACGCGACGUUCCCCAGCUCGUACACGUUCGCCUCCGGGGUGAGCUUCAUGGCGUGCAAAGACCUGCGGUGGCACCUCUUCGGCGUGUCGAUCCCGUUCACGACGGCUAUCUCCGUGAUCUCGCCCGUCCCCGCGAUCCCGUUCUACGCCACCUUCGUCGGCGUGUUCUUCCACGUGGCGCUCGCCAGCGACCCGCCAUACCUCAACAACCCGUACGCCAUCGUCAGCCGCGCGCUCGCCGGCUUCCUCCCCGCAAUCUUCGUCGCCCACUUCAUAUGGCUGUACAUACUCAAGCGCUCGCACAAGCGCACGCCGGCCGUCGAGCGCUCCGUCCUCUACCUCGCGGGGCUGUGGGUCGGCGCGCUCACAAACAUCACCUUCGACAAGCUCAUUCCGAUCUCCCGCCUGACCGCCCGUGACCUGAACCAGCAGCCCGGCGCAAAAACCGCGCUCGCAAUCAUCAUCGUCGUGCUCAUCCUUCUCAUCUUGGGGCAAGUCUACUACUUGCGCCUGUGCGGACGACUCCCUUCAAUGGCAGGCCUGUACGCCUCCAUCGGCGCGUCCCUCGGCCUCCUCGCUGCCAUCCCGGGCACCAGCCUGCGGAUCCACCACUACAUCCUCGCACUGCUCCUACUCCCAGGCUGCAGCCUGCCCACGCGCCCUAGCCUCCUGUACCAGGGGAUCCUGGUCGGAUUGUUCAUCAACGGUGUCGCCCGCUGGGGUUUCGCCGGCGUCGUGGAGACACCGGAAAGCCUCAUCGGCGAUGGACUGUAUUACUCCAGUGUGCCGAAUAUCACUGCGCCGGAGGUUACACAGUGGAAUGUCACUCUCGGCCUCCCGACCCCGCCGGAGGGACUUACGGAUGGUGGACAGUACGGCGUUACUGGAGUGAGUGUGCUCGUUAAUGAUGUCGAGCGGUUUCAGUGGCGGAUGGGCGAGGGUGGGGAGGGGGAUGGUGGGGAUGGCGGGGAUGGCGGGGAUGGCGGGGAUGGCGGGGAUGGCGGGGAUGUGGAGGGCGGCGAGGGUGAGGGCGGGGAGAAGAGGGAGUUCACGUAUCAGAGACGACAGGGGGAAAGGAGCUAUGUUAGGAUGGCGUGGUUGACGAGGAGCGGAAGGACCAUGGAUUAUACCCGUGCUGGGGUCGUCGAGGGGAAUGGGACGUGGAGGGGGCCGGUGAGGGGGCAGAGUUAGGGGGUGGUAGAUAUUGUGGAUGGAUCAUGGAGGGAUGGAUGGAGGGAGGGAGAUGGCGGGUCCAUCGAGGGUUGCGUUGGAACUUGGAACUUGGGUAUCGUAUCGUAUAGUAUCGGGGGUAUCGUAUCGUAUCGUAUGGGCAUGGGUAAUGCCUGGAGCUAGAGCCUGGAGCCUGGAGCCUGGACACGAACACGGACACGGACAGGGACAUAGCUUUCUGGUCGCUUGUCAGAUUACCUGGCUGGACUGUACAAAUUGGCUGUACAAAUUGACUGUACGAACUGACUGUAUUGUACUGUACUCUAUAGUAGAAAUUGACGCUCCGUAGGUAGAUUUGGUUUGGUUUGGUUUUUUUUGUCUUGUUUGGUUUGGUUUGUUGGUCUGAGAUCAUAAGCAGGUACUCGCAUUUACAUGGAUAUCCCAUAGAGGAUAUGGCGGAG